GACGUCAAAGAACUGCAACACCUUCCAAACAAUUAAUUUUUAUAAAAUCAUUUCAAACGUCAACUAGGUAACAAUUUUUAACAACUAAGAAUUUUAUGUCAGCGCUUGGUUCAAAAGUAAACAAAAAUGUACUCCACGAUAUUCCAUUUAUUAAACCUAUGCUGUACAUUCGUUUGCUAUUGGUGAUUCUACAGGUUAUUUUCAACCAUCUCAUACCUGACCAUCAAUCAGAUGGAUUUCAAUCCCCUUACAAGCUGAUUCCUACCAACUCUACAUUGUUAGAUACAAUUGUAGACUACACAUUGGGUGGAUUUGCACGCUGGGACGGGCAAUAUUUUCUCCAUAUUUCAACUCUAGGUUACACCCAUGAAAAUUGCCUUGCAUUCUUCCCUGCUUAUCCCCUUCUUUUACGUUUCACAUCAGUUUGUCUUUCAUUCCUUAGUUGCCACACACUAACUUACUGGAAUUCCACAUUACUUGGCAGUAUUAUUAUAAAUACUGUUUGUUUUAUAAUUGCUGCAUAUUUUUUAUUCUUGAUUACGGAUAAGUUGUUUAAUAACUCAAAUUUUGCCCUUCAAACAUGGAAACUAUUUUGCAUUUCACCUGCAACCAUAUUUUUCCUGGCGCCCUAUUCUGAAUCCCUCUUUAGUGCCCUUACUUUUGGUGGUAUUUACAACUGCAUUGAGUACAAGUUUCUUACAGCUAGCAUUUUCUUUGCUGGUUCAGGUCUCACUAGAUCUAAUGGUCUUGUAAACAUUGGAUUUUUGCUUUAUUUUGCUGUAAAGAAAACCUUCAGUACCAAAUGGAAAGGUGUGCCAACUUUAGUUGCCAGAAUAUUAAUUUCAGUCAUAAUAACUGUUUUUCCAUUUCUCUGUUAUCAGUACUAUGCUUUUACACUUUUUUGUUUCCACAAACCUCAUCGUCUUCCAACGGUUAUUCACAAUUACUUGGUGGACAGAAAUUUUACUGUUCGUGGAGAAAGAAUCCCACAUUGGUGCGAACAGAGCAUUCCUUUUUCAUAUUCGGUUAUCCAAUCCCAAUAUUGGAAUGUAGGAUUCUUACGCUAUUUUGAGUGGAAACAACUACCAAAUUUUCUCCUGGCUGCACCCAUUCUAUGUCUGGUCUUUCUUUAUUCACUGAAGUAUUUCAAACAAAACUUUCACAUUGUGUCGCGUUACAAUUCAUUCACAAGUGGCCAAUCACAAAUAAGUCAUCCCAUUUUCCGUCCUGCUGCCGGUGUGUUUGCCGCUCAUUCCAUAUUUCUGGGCCUUUUCACUUUUUUCUUCGCUCAUGUUCAGAUCUCCACUCGUUUGAUUGGAUCUUCAUGUCCAGCAGUCUACUGGAUGAUGACUUGGAUGAUGGAUGGAAAAUUGGCUAGCAAACGGAACUUAAUGGAACAAUGGAACCCGCUUCGACAGAAAAAUCUUUCCACUACAGGAAAAUGUGUACGUUUCUAUUGUUUGUCGUACGUGGUUAUUGGAACUGUCAUGUUUGUCAAUCACCUACCUUGGACUUAAAUAAUAAACUUAUUGCGUAGA
Molecule: messenger RNA, 1538 nt
Organism: Daphnia pulex (common water flea)
Lineage: Eukaryota; Metazoa; Arthropoda; Branchiopoda; Diplostraca; Daphniidae
Product: GPI mannosyltransferase 2-like
Exons: 5
Coding region: 96-1517 (473 amino acids)
Biological process (GO): GPI anchor biosynthetic process
Cellular component (GO): endoplasmic reticulum membrane; mannosyltransferase complex
Molecular function (GO): GPI mannosyltransferase activity; alpha-1,6-mannosyltransferase activity
Source: RefSeq, a predicted model, not a curated record